AUGCCUGAAGACAAUGCAAUGAUUGAAGACUUUCGAGCUACUAAUGUUUUUGGACAGGCUCUACGUGACUUGCAGCUGUGCUACGUUUCGCUACAACAGCAGAUGCAAAAGGUCAAAGCACAUAACACUCAAUUGAAAAUAAAGUGUUCAAAACGUGGUGCUCACGCGAACCGUGGUACACAGUCGAAAGUGGUAGCGAAGUAUGAUACCAAUAUACGCGCUCUAGAAAGACGUUUUGGUGUGACCGUGUGGCUCUGGGUUCCUCCUGCAGCCUGGAGCUAUGCAGAACGUCCGGUCAUUGAUCCUGAAGAUACUGACUGGUUCACCAAUCAGACAACAAGGGCGAUGGCACUAUCUGCAGAAAUGUUCGACUUUCUGCCAGCGCAUCUGCAUAAAUUGAUGCGCCUUAGUGAUUUUCAGUUAGCCUUCAAUUUUGGUGUGGGACAAGGCAAGGCAACUGCAAUUGACAAUGUACGAUUGUCGGCAGGAGAGAUCUUUGGAUUGCCGCAGGAAUGGUUCAGCUCUACAUAUGAUCACGCUUCAAACCUGGACUUACAGCAGCUUCUGAAAGGAAAUGGUGACAAAUACCUUCUUCUCACACCAGUACUGUUCCCUGCAGAAGUGCGAGAGCAGUGCCCAAAAAAUGCCUUGCAUUCUGGUGGAUGCUCAGGGCCAAAGACAUCCAGAGAAAAUCAGCAGAUUACUGGUAUCACACCUCACAUGGUCACUUGGGCAGCCAAUCUGGCAGGCUUGUUUCUUCUGUUCACCGGACACACAAUACAACCUGAAAGGGGCAAGAAGCGGAAUUGA
Messenger RNA from Laetiporus sulphureus 93-53, 810 nucleotides. RefSeq lists its product as uncharacterized. The coding region runs from base 1 to 810 and encodes 269 amino acids. NCBI's taxonomy places the organism in Eukaryota, Fungi, Basidiomycota, Agaricomycetes, Polyporales, Laetiporaceae. The record is from RefSeq and is a predicted model, not a curated record. The transcript has 5 exons.